GCCAAGGCGAGCGCAACGGCACGGACAGCGGCAGCCGCCCGCGGGGCCUCCUGAGCGGAUUCGCCGAGGUGCUCCUGCCGGGCGACGAGGGAGGCACCGUCGGCGAGUCUGGCAUCGCACUCCUCGUGUUCAUGGUCUUCGCCUGCCUGAGGUUCGGCACGCGCCUGGGCUCCGUCUUCUCGCAGCACUCGCCGCAGGCCGACGCGAAUCCGCCCCGGGCCGCCGGCCAGGCGGCCGCGGCGGCCACGAGGCAGCCCGAACCGCGCAGGGCGGAAGAUGCGCUGCUGGCAGUGGACACGCCUGCGUCGGCGGAGGAGGAGCCCUCGCGCGCUGCCUCGCCCAAGGCGGCCGCGCCGACGUCCCAGGCGGCGUCGGCGUGGCGCUGCAUUGCCGCGCACCAGCCCCGCGCCGCUACGGAGGCCCUCGACCUGUGCUCUGUUCCGGCCGUGGAGCGGCUGCUGCCAGCGGCGGGCGGCUACGACUGCACGCUGUCGCGGCCCCUGAGCUCCCGCGGGCCGGUGCGGCUGCAGGCCCGCGUGGAGGGCCCGAGCAGCGGGCUGCCCGCCCUCGCGGCGCCGCUGAGCCAGCGGCCCUGCGUGCUCUUUUCCGCCGCGGCCUCGCGCCGCGUCCACGGCGGCCUGCACGGCGGCCUCACGGUGGCCUUCGAGGCGCGCUGCCUCGACUUCGUGGUGGUGCUCGCGGACGCCCCCUACGCGAGCAUCGACGUGGUCGGCGCCGAGGUCUCCCUCUUCGACAUGCAG
Messenger RNA from Prorocentrum cordatum, 761 nucleotides. The record is from the annotation of a GenBank genome assembly. NCBI's taxonomy places the organism in Eukaryota, Dinophyceae, Prorocentrales, Prorocentraceae.